Molecule: messenger RNA, 2123 nt
Organism: Pararge aegeria (speckled wood butterfly)
Lineage: Eukaryota; Metazoa; Arthropoda; Insecta; Lepidoptera; Nymphalidae
Product: zinc metalloproteinase nas-36-like
Exons: 2
Coding region: 85-546 (153 amino acids)
Source: RefSeq, a predicted model, not a curated record
UUAUUUCCUUGUACCCUUUUUGUCUUGUUUAAAAACAUUUUUUAUUAUUACAAAAGUUUGAUAAACCAAUCACAGAAUCUUAAGAUGUACUCUUGUAAAUUUAUUUGCCUUCUCAUAGCUGUUGCUAGUAGAUUAUUUACUGUCAUCUUCUGUUAUCACUAUGAAGAAAACGAUGCUAUACCUAUUAUGGAUCCCCAAGAACUGAUAAAUUAUACACGUCAAGAAAACAUGGGAAGGCGUUUACUACUGCGAAGUCGUAAUAAAAACGUUCAUAUAACUCUGACAACUAUGGAAUGUUCUACAGAAGAAACUGUAAAGACUGAUGUAGAGGAUAAAGAGAUCCUAAAUUUGCGCAAAAUUUGGAGUCGAUGGGGAAAAUGGAGUCGCUGUUCUGUUACUUGUGGUGACGGUGUGAUUACUCGACGAAGGCUGUGUGUGACCGGAAGGUGUGCUCCUGGGGAGUUUGAAGAGCAAAGGCGUCCAUGCAGCCGCGCAUCCUGUUUUGUAUCACCAGAACCCGGGGAUGAUCUACGGGAUCCAGACUGAUAAGAAUUUUGAUUGAAGCUAGAGCUAUAGCUUUCGCUUACCAACUGAGGUCUAUAGAGAGUACUUUGACUUCAUCAGCCAGAGUUAGUGUCAAAUGAAAAAGAUUUGUCGGACAUGUUUCUCUUGUUUUACUUCUGUCUUGAGUUUGAGGUAAGACUAUAACAAAACUGUUUUGCUGUACACAUAUAUCAAUUUUUUAUAAUGUGUGUUCGAGUGUGCAGUAAGGCUAAGCACCCUAUAUAGAUCUCAGGCUCAGUUUACCAUCAAUUCCAUGAACACAUGACAACUGAUGAUAGUGUGAGCCUUCUGGUGUUAAAGGUAAUAUAUACUUAUACUGCCAGUCCAAACAAUCUCUCGAUCAAUCCAUAAAAUGGAACAAUAUCUCUGGAAAAAGAGUUGUUAUAAUUAAUGAUUUCCAGUGUGAUUAAAAAAUGUUUUUUCACAAUUAUGCACAGGCAAAUAAUUUCCGCAAGAUUCGUAGAACGGUUGAUAGGUUGUAAUAGUGCUUUAUGAAACAAGUGUGGUAAAUUUUAUUUUAUUAUUGAGAAGGAAGCCGUAAAUGAUCAAUGCACACGCGUUUCUUACGACGUUUUUCAUCACACUUGCUAGGAAAAAAAGAAUUAUAUUGAUGUAAUAAUUUAUUGGGUGUAAUAAGUAGAAUGUCGAGGCUCAGGCCAAAACUUCUUCGUCUGUGACUCCAAAUUAAUGGAUUUUGUUAUCUUUAGACUUGUUUAUUUACACUGAUCUUUGCUUUGUUAUGAAUAGAGUCUGCGUGAGUGACUGCGUCAGAUUGCCAGCUGCUAUGACGCUUGACGCUUUAAGUUUAAUAUAUCGGCCGUGAAUCAGCCAGCAAUAAAGCCGAAGUUUUUCAAACACUGGGGACGGUGUAAGAAUCAGCCUCGGGCAAAUCGAAAAAGUUAGUUGCCAAAUUUCUUUUGGCAUGGCCCCAAAAUUCGGCGAUGCAAAUGGGUUGAGCUGUGUCUUUUCCGAGUGAGAGGAAUUGAUAACGCAGCAGUUUUUAUCCUUGUUGACAGAAGAGCUUAAUGUUUUUAUGCUAUUUCAUAAAACUUACCGUGGAUUGUAAAAUAUUGUUGAAUCUCACUUUUGUUGUGAUACACUUAAUCUCACACGUUAGUGCAACCUGCAAAGAGAUCAAAUAAUUACUUUCUUAUUUUCAUGAACUAAUGCUAGUGAAAAUUAAUUAAGAAAUGAUAUUUUCGUGUUCAAUAUCUUGGAUUAUGAUUAUUAUGAAGAUGUGAUAAUGUCCACGUUACGAGCAAGUGUGAUGAAAAAUAUAAUUUUGGACCCUUAUUAUGUAUUUGCUAAAAACUCAAAGUUAAAUUACCUCUAACAUUUGUCAGAACUCAGUAAAAUGGUAAAUUGGUAAAUUAGAGAUAAAGUAACUAAAUGCAGUAGGUAGGUACGCUAUUAGAUAGUUGUUUCUACUAACUAAGAAAAUGAAAUAUUGCUGCUCUUUAGGUAUUAUCUGUAUAACUUCUAAUAUAAACUGAUCUUUAGAACAGUGUUAGUUAUUCGACAAUAUGAUGUUGUCAUUAAGUGAUUUACUUACCUUUCAA